Messenger RNA from Camelina sativa (false flax), 1605 nucleotides. RefSeq lists its product as uncharacterized. Gene Ontology annotation, molecular function: nucleic acid binding. NCBI's taxonomy places the organism in Eukaryota, Viridiplantae, Streptophyta, Magnoliopsida, Brassicales, Brassicaceae. The record is from RefSeq and is a predicted model, not a curated record.
AUGGCUUUUGAUUUAAACUGUUCACCUUCAACAGAUAAAGAAAAUUAUCCAUUUGAUUUGAAUAUUCCACCUGUUAGUAGUGAUGAUUAUGUUUUCCAAAUUGAAGACGUUAGGGAUGAUACUGAAUCAGUUCAUCCAAAUGAAGAAACACCGAUAACGGUCAUCUCGUCUUCGCAAGGUACUCUUUUAAUCGAUUUGAAUCCAAAUCUAACGGCGGGAUCAGAUGCACAACAUGUAGAGAUAGAUCUUAAUCAACUGUAUGAGGAAGAUGAAGAUCACUCUGCUGGAAACCCAGAACAAAACCAUCAUCAGUCAACAAAUGGAAAGAAAAAGAAUGUUACUAAUGCUCAAAGAUGGGCAAUUUAUUAUGCUUUGUUGGAAAGGAGUGUCAAAGGAAAGAUUGAUGGAACAACAACAAAAGAAGUCUCAGAGUUGUUCUCGAUUCAUCGUCGUACGGUGCAACGAAUAUGGGAACGAGCUAAAAAGACUCCCCUUGGUGCAUCAGUUGAUGUAUCUGAGCGAAAGACAAAAAACUGUGGUCGUAAGAGAGUUGAAAUUGAUUUACAACGGAUUGCUGACAUUCCUCUUCACCGGCGAACAACUUUGAGGUCAUUGGUAGAAGCACUUGGAGUUAGUUAUGUAACGCUAUAUAGACGACUAAAAGAAGGUCUUCUACGACGUCACAGUAAUGCACUGAAACCAUAUCUUAAAGAGGAGACUAAGAGAGCACGACUCCAGUUCUGCUUAUCUAUGAUCGAUCCACACAGUUUGAUUCACGAGCCAAAAUUUGUCAAUAUGUACAAUAUUGUACAUAUUGACGAGAAAUGGUUCUAUAUGACUAAGAAGUCAGAGAAUUAUUAUCUACUUCCGGCUGAAGAUGAACCAUUGCGGACAUGUCAAAGUAAGAAUUUUAUUGGGAAAGUUAUGUUUUUAGUUGCUAUGGCUCGUCCAAGAUUUGAUGUUGCUGGUAUUGAAGUAUUUUCGGGAAAGAUCGGUGUAUUUCCCUUUGUCACGAUGCAACCUACAAAAAGACGAAGUAGAAACAGAGAAGCAGGGGUCAUGGAAAUAAAACCGAUUACUUCCGUCAAAAGGGAACACAUAAAAAUGUGCUUAAUUGAAGAAGUUAUUCCGAGCAUUCACGGAAAGUGGCCAGCUGAAGAUUUGGGGAAACCUAUAUUCAUUCAACAAGAUAAUGCAAGGACACAUGUGAAUCCAAGCGAUAAAGAAUUUCAAGAAGCUGCUUCAAAAAAUGGGUUUGACAUUCGAUUGAUAUGUCAACCGCCGAGUUCUCCAGAUUUGAAUGUUCUUGACCUUGGAUUUUUUAGUGCUAUCCAAGCCCUACAACAUAAGGUAUGUCCUAAAACCGUUGAAGAACUUAUUGCUGCCGUUAGAAAAGCUUUUGAAGAAUAUUCAACGACGAAGAUCAAUCACAUUUUCCUGAGUUUGCAACUUUGUAUGCAAGAAACUAUGAGAGUUGGAGGAUCUAAUAACUACAAAAUUCCACACAUGAAGAAACAAGCAUUGGAAAGAGCAGGUCUUCUUCCUAAACAAAUAACGUGUGACCCAAGUAUUGUAGAGAGUGUGAGAAACCAACUACAAACUUAA